This is a messenger RNA of Drosophila bipectinata, 941 nucleotides long. It is a transcript of the gene slx1, whose product is annotated as Nuclease slx1. Gene Ontology annotation, biological process: double-strand break repair via homologous recombination. The record is from RefSeq and is a predicted model, not a curated record. Gene Ontology annotation, cellular component: Slx1-Slx4 complex. NCBI's taxonomy places the organism in Eukaryota, Metazoa, Arthropoda, Insecta, Diptera, Drosophilidae. Gene Ontology annotation, molecular function: crossover junction DNA endonuclease activity; 5'-flap endonuclease activity.
UUCGCAGCACAGGGUGUUCGCCGGCCAACAGAAUCCAAAUGAACUCCUACGCAGCAGCUGAUCCAGAGAAGGAUGAAACCGUUGCCCGAAAGGGGCACUUCUAUGGAGUUUAUCUGCUUUGCAGCCAGAGCUUGGAUAGUCGAUACCGUGGAAAGUGCUAUGUGGGCUUCACCGUCAACCCGAAGAGACGCAUCAAGCAGCACAAUCGAGGCUGUGACUUUGGAGGCGCCAGAAAAACCAGCCGCAAAGGACCCUGGCAAAUGGUAAUGAUAGUACAUGGCUUCCCCAAUAAUAUAGUGGCUCUCCAGUUCGAGUGGGCUUGGCAACAGCCUUCGCUUUCUACGCGACUGAAGAUUUUUCCCGAAUUGAAGCGAAAGAAUCCCAGAGAAUCGCAUUUUGACUACAAUUUUAGGAUCCUCAACCGAAUGCUGGGGGUAGGUCCGUGGAAUCGACUGGCACUCACCAUUCGAUGGUUGGAAACAGACUACGAGAGGGGAUUCGAAGUGCCCAUACCUCAUCAAAUGGAGAUAGUGAGUGGCAAAGUGUCCAUAACCAGCUCUCAGCGUAAAAAAGGUGAGGAUGCGAUGGCAACGGUGCCUGUGGCCUGGGCCCCGGAAUGUCACCUUUGUAUGAAGCGCAUCGAUCAGCCCGAGAGAUCGCGACUCGGGUGCACUAACCCUACCUGCCGACUUACAUGCCAUAUGAUUUGCCUGGCCAAUUAUCUAUUGGGUGACGAGCCUGGGCACUACAUUCCUGUGGGCGGAGAAUGUCCCCUCUGCGAAACGCGGCUAAGCUGGUCAGCAUUGCUUCAACGGAAACGUCUUCUACUUGGAGUGCCAGAGGAGCUGCUGGAUGAGGAGGAGGCGGAUGAUGAUCUUAGUGAUGGCCCCGAUGUGGACAGUGACGUGGAAGUGCUGGAUACGAGUGACUGAAUAAAAAGA